AUGAUUCAUCAUACUUCAAUUCAAAAUUCAAUCAAUUCUACAAGUGCUAAACAACCAGAACAGAGGAAACAAACAUCAGGAAAAAGAUCAUUGUUUAAUUGGUUUGGACUUCAACAAAGGGAAGACCAUCAACAGGAAACAACCAAAUCGGAGGAAAUUAUUAUUGAUGAUGAUAGUCCUAUUGUAGAUGUUUCCAAGAAAGCAACUCCGAAACAAAAGAAAACAAGUCCAAAGUGGUGGUGGCUUGAAAUGGUUGGCAAUAAGGAUGAAUCAGCACAAAAACCUCAUCAUUUAUUGAGAAGCCAAUCCGAAUAUCCUCACAGAGACAUGUUGUCCUCCUAUGAUUCUCAAUCUAACAGCUUGUUACCUUCUGAUGAUUUUAAAAGAACAUCACUUGUUCAAUUGACUCAACAAAAGGAACUUUUGGAAGAACGUGUGAGAAUGAUUAAUGGUAUGGUGCAACGAAUGAAGGAAACAAAACGCACCAUGAAACAACAAAGACAACCAAUUACAAGUGCACCCAAAUUAAUUUAUAAAUCCGAAGAGGAUGAUACUAUGGAUCCUAUUGAACAUGAAAUUAACAGGGAGAGAAGUGAUAUUACACUAAAUAUUCCUUCUCAAAACAAACGUUUAAGAAAGAAGAAAACUUCAGGAUCUUUUGUUGAAAAAUCUAAUAUAAUUAUCAGAAAAAAAGGAGCCAAAACACCUAGUGCUGAAGGGUUGGAGACUGUUAAAAGUGAAGAUAAUAUGAAUGCCCUCUCUGAAAGGGAUCAACCACUGCAUUUGGGAUCUAUUCCAAAUAUGCAUAAUGUUACUCCAACUUCUUCGACAAAGAAAUCUCCAUCCUUCAAUGUAUUUGAUAAUUACUUUACCAAAUCAUUUUCAAACAAACCUAUUUCAGAGAGUGAGGAGAAAUUACCAUCUGAUUCCAUCUUUUCAAAUGAAAAGAUUACUGAAAUGGAGGAGGGAAAAAUUGUUGUGGAUGAAAGUUUAUCAGAUAAUGGUAAUCAAGUAGUAGGAAGCUCCUACUCGACAAUAUUCGAAUAUGAAAGACAAGUUCAAUUAAUUCUCAUCGAUCUUGGAUUUGCUUUGGCAACUUUUGGUAUUCCAGCGCACCGUUUAGAGUACCAUCUUACAUAUAUUUCAAAACAAUUCGGUGUCAAACCAUGCCAAAUUGAAUAUACCAGUACUGGGUUGUUGUUUUCAUUCUCUGACCCUAUCGAUUGGACACACUUUAAUGUUGAAAAUGGUAGAAGUACCUCUACUACUCUUUAUAUUACCAUCGAUAGUGCUAAUUUAUCAUCAGCUGGUGGCUCUUUGAAUCUUGACAAGUUGUACAAGCUCGAUCACAUUGCUGAUGAACUUGCUCAAAGAAAAAUUACCAUUCCUGAUGCAAGAACAAGAAUUAGAAAGGUCAUUAAGAGUAAGCCAAUAUUUAACCAUUCAUUUUAUCAAAUCAUAACUCACUUGCUCAAUAGCUUUGCUUGGGUAGUAUUCUUGGAUGGAAGUAUUAUUGAAAUGAUAACCUCUUGUGCGAUAGGUGUUCUUGUUGGUCUUUUCUGUACACUUGCAGAAAGGUAUCCAUAUUUCCAACGUGUAAAUAGUGUAAUUAAUUCUGUGGUUGCUGGUAUUGUAGCCACAAUUUUGAAAAUCGUUUUUGCCCAAUUUGCUGAUCCAGUUGCCUCUCCAUUAUCAGUAUUUUUGGUAACGCUUUGUGGCGUAUUCUCCAUUUUACCAGGUAUUCAAUUCACAACAGGUAUUGCCGAGUUGAGUACGAGACACUUGUUGAGUGGUUCAGUAAGAUUAUUCAGUGGUUUCAUUGUGACAUUACAGCUUGGAUUUGGUGUGUUGAUGGCCACAGGAAUAGACCACUUCUUAUCGAAUUCUACCACCAUUUUUUCUCACGAAAAACCAGACAAGUACCGAACCUUUAGACGAGUUCCAGAGUGGAUUUUAGCUCUAGUUUUACCACUUAUUAUUGUUUCAAAUAUUUUCACGUUCAGAGUGCCCAAGAAGAUAGUGACCUAUAUUUUCGUAGCUAUCAUUUCUUAUCUUUCAUUCUUUGUAACUACAUACAGCUCAUACUAUUUAGGAACAGAAGUGGGUGCUUUAUUAGGAGCUCUUGUUUGUGGUGUUACUGGUAAUUUGUAUGCUCAUAUUACCAAAAAUCCUGCUUUACUGGUUACAGUUUGUGGUACUGUUUUGUUAAUACCUGCUGCAUUUGGUGUGAGAGGUGUUAAGGAAUUUUUGACAGCUAGCUCAGGAGAUGAGACUAGUUUGAUUAGUGGCAUUGAAUUUGUAUUCAAUUUACUUUCUAUCACGGUAUCAGUAACUAUUGGAUUACUGUUGGGCGAUUUCAUUAUUCCAACCUCGAGAAAAUUGAGUUUCUAA
This is a messenger RNA of Naegleria gruberi, 2391 nucleotides long. RefSeq lists its product as uncharacterized. Lineage: Eukaryota; Heterolobosea; Eutetramitea; Acrasida; Naegleriidae. The coding region runs from base 1 to 2391 and encodes 796 amino acids. The record is from RefSeq and is a predicted model, not a curated record. The transcript has a single exon. Gene Ontology annotation, molecular function: transmembrane transporter activity. Gene Ontology annotation, biological process: transmembrane transport.